AUAAUUUCGUAGUUUUUACAGCUACCAUAAGUGUAAAAGCACGAAGCAUCAUUUUGACGUGUUAUUAUUGCAUAGUGCACUUAAACUAUGGCUCACAUUUUGGUUCAAUACUUGCUUGAUUCAUUUGACUCAAACCUGCACUGCUCAAUCCAAUGAAACAGUGCACAUUGUUCACAGCACCUGUAUUGCAGAGGGCAGAUGACUUAUUUAUUGUUUCCUUUUUCUGGGAGUGAUGUCUGGACCAAGAGUGGUGGUUUUCCCCUCAGUGGCCGAGCUUGGAUCCACUCUGGCCCAGCUGGUGUCCUCUCGAGCAGAGAAAGCUCUCGGCACAGGUGAAAGCUUCUCCCUGGGCCUUUCAGGAGGGAGUUUGGUGUCCAUCCUGAGUAAGGAGCUGCCUGCUGUCCCGAGCCUAGACUGCAGCAGAUGGCUCAUUGGGUUCUGCGAUGAGAGACUCGUUCCAUUCAGUGAUCCUGAGAGCACUUAUGGCUUAUAUAAGAAUCAAUUGUUUGAGAAAAUCAACAUUCCAGAAGAUAGGAUUUUGGCUAUAGAUCCUUCUUUACCGGUGCAAGAAUGUGCUGAUGACUAUGCUGGCAAACUGAGCAAGGCUUUUAACACGGAGCAAAUUCCAGUUUUUGACAUGCUGUUGCUGGGAAUGGGACCAGAUGGACACACCUGCUCUCUCUUUCCAGAUCAUCCUUUAUUACAGGAAAGCCAGAGGACAGUGGCACCCAUCUCUGAUUCCCCCAAACCACCGCCUCAGCGUGUAACUAUGACAUUACCCACGGUUAACGCUGCUCGAUGUGUAGUGUUUGUGUCAACUGGGGGCAGCAAAGCUCCUGUACUCAAGCAAGUAUUGGAGGGUGGAGAAGGCCCUGCACUUCCAGCAGCUCUGGUCGCACCUAGACAGGGAGAACUCUUCUGGCUAGUGGAUGAGCCAGCAGCUGCCUCCCUCACGUCUCAGGUGGAGAGGCCAGGUCCUGGGGCAAAACUCUGAACAUAGGAGAGAGAACUUGUGGAAGCACGGUCUAGUUUUCCUAUGGAGUUCUUAAUAAGCCCUAUGUUUGCAAAGAUUUUUUCUUCACAGCACUUAAGAAAAUUUUCAUUAUCAUUGCUAAUUACUGCAGUUAUUGUUACUACUGUAAAACUAUUAUAGGCUCUAUGAAGCUUUCAGAAUUUUUCUUUUUUUUUUUUAAAUAAGACUAUUCACUAAUACUACGCUACCAUAGCUUUAUUAUAACAACAAUGACUGUUGAAUCUAUGGUAUUUUGAUGAAAUACCAUGGUUACCUUUGUAAAUUUUUGUUAGAUGCAAUCUGAAUCUGUUAUUUAAAAAUUGCCCAAAAAACGGAAUAAAAUUUUAAGAGGUUAAUAUCCGUUCUGCACUUUUCCAUUUUGGUUGUAUUUCAUGCAUUGUGUCUUAUGGAAGCCCAUUUUC
Molecule: messenger RNA, 1434 nt
Organism: Sinocyclocheilus rhinocerous
Lineage: Eukaryota; Metazoa; Chordata; Actinopteri; Cypriniformes; Cyprinidae
Product: 6-phosphogluconolactonase-like
Exons: 6
Coding region: 233-994 (253 amino acids)
Biological process (GO): carbohydrate metabolic process; pentose-phosphate shunt
Molecular function (GO): 6-phosphogluconolactonase activity
Source: RefSeq, a predicted model, not a curated record